Dracunculus medinensis (Guinea worm) is the source of this 633-nucleotide messenger RNA. Lineage: Eukaryota; Metazoa; Nematoda; Chromadorea; Rhabditida; Dracunculidae. The record is from the annotation of a GenBank genome assembly.
AUGCAUCGGGAAAAUUGUUUCAAACAUGAAAAAAUAAUCGGAAUGCAUUUAUCAAAAGCAGCCCUAAGUGAGACGAAAGAAACAAUCAAAGACGAUGCACGUCUCGAAGAACUCAAUGCACUGAAAGAAAAAUCUGAAAUUUCCAAAAUAAAGCAAGAUUUCACUGAAGGAAAAUUAAUGAAGGACAUGGAGGGAAAAGUUUUUGAUGAAGAACGAGAACAGAUAUUUGCUCAAACGAAGGAACAAUACGCAAAAUUCAAAGACGCAUUCGAAAAAAUGCCUAAAAAGAUGGAACAAGAUUUGGAGGAAAAGCUGAAGGCUAUUGAAAAAGAAUUAAGUGGUGUGGGUAAAGAAACUCUUGCGAAUAUCAAAGAAGCAUUUGAGAAUCCACUGGAGAUACAAGGAAUCGAAAAGGAGAAAAUUGUGGUUGAACGUUCUGAAGCCGACAAAAAAAGAAUUUUGAAUACUUUUAUCAAGCCUGAAAUGACAGCUGAUGAAGCACCUCGUGAAUGUGCUAUAUGUUCAAAAAUUGUUUAUCCAGUUGAACGAGUUUUUGUUAAUAAAUGUCUUUAUCAUCAUGCAUGUUUCAAAUGCAUGAAAUGCGGAAAGCGAUUAACUUAUCAAAAUGAAUAA